Molecule: messenger RNA, 2663 nt
Organism: Heteronotia binoei (common prickly gecko)
Lineage: Eukaryota; Metazoa; Chordata; Lepidosauria; Squamata; Gekkonidae
Gene: RELB
Product: RELB proto-oncogene, NF-kB subunit
Exons: 11
Coding region: 23-1954 (643 amino acids)
Biological process (GO): cellular response to stress; inflammatory response; regulation of transcription by RNA polymerase II
Cellular component (GO): cytoplasm
Molecular function (GO): DNA-binding transcription factor activity, RNA polymerase II-specific; RNA polymerase II cis-regulatory region sequence-specific DNA binding
Source: RefSeq, a predicted model, not a curated record
CUGUCCCAUCCGAUUCAAAGAGAUGAGCCGGGAAAUGCGGAAGCCUAAAACGGAACCUGUGGAUUUAGAGGAGGAGGAAAAAGGAGCCCAGGGAGAACUUUUGCGGCCCGAACAGCGGCUGGAGGAGGGACAGCUUGGAGACACGGCCGGGGAAAACGAAGAACCGGGAGCAGCCCUCUCGGCAUCCAGUUUGUCCGUGAUGCAGCCAACCGUAGAGACGUCCGAAAUCAUUGACGAGUUACUCAAGGAGGACGGGUUUGAGCUGGGCUCCGCAGCACUUCCGCUCCAGGUCCCCAUGAACGGGCUGGCCAAUCUGAUCCGCGGGUGCUCCGGGUUAGCAUCUCCGACCGGGGUGCUGAGACCCAUCGAGCCAAUGGGGACAAGCCUUUCGCAGUUGGGCUUGGAGCCUUUCGAGACGUCCAGUUUCUCCUCCUCUCCAGUCUUGCUAGACUCCUCGGCCUCCCAACUCUCUCAAAACCUCCAUCACUUGACGCUGGUUCCCAGGGGGACGACCUCUCACCCCUCGCCCCUUAGCAGCAGGCGCCCGGAGAUUUCUUGGCCCUCUCCCUCUUGUCCCCCGGUGGAGGAGGAUGUCCGGCCGCCCCCGAAGCUCAUGAUCACAGAGCAGCCCAAACAGCGAGGGAUGCGCUUUCGGUACCAGUGUGAAGGCAGGUCCGCAGGAAGCAUCCUUGGGGAAUGCAGCACCGAAACCAACAAAACAUUGCCUGCCAUUGAGCUGCAGAACUUUGAGGGGAACCCGGAAGUGAAGGUGACGGCCUGCUUGGUGUGGAAAGACCGACCUCACCGGAUCCACCCCCACAGCCUGGUGGGGAAGGACUGCCACGACGGGCUGUGUGAGGUGACCCUGAAGCCCCGAAUUAACCCUAAGCACAGUUUCAACAACCUUGGGAUCCAGUGCGUCAAGAAGAAGGACAUUGAGGAAUCCAUCGACAGGAAGCUGCAUCUGGGGAUCGACCCUUUUAAAGCCGGCUCUUUGAAGAACCACCAAGAGGUCGACAUGAACGUGGUCCGCAUCUGCUUUCAGGCUUCCUACCAGGACGCCUCGGGAGAGACGCGGCGUCUCAGUCCUGUCCUAUCGGAGCCAAUCUUUGACAAGAAAUCCACAAACACAUCGGAGCUGAAGAUCUACCGGCUGAAUAGGGAGUACGGAUCCUGCGCAGGUGGAGAGGAACUCUAUAUGCUGUGUGACAAAGUCCAGAAAGAAGAUAUCUCCAUAGUCUUCCGGAAGGACUCGUGGGAAGCCAAGGCUGAUUUUUCCCAAGCGGAUGUUCACCGCCAGGUGGCCAUUGUCUUCAAGACACCGCCCUACCAGCACCUGGACAUUGUAGAGCCGGUUGAAGUGGAAGUGUACCUGAGGCGCUUGACGGACAGUGUCUCCAGUGACCCCUUCAGUUUCCUGUACCUGCCCAAGGACAACGAUACAUACAGAGUGAACAAGAAGCGGAAACAAGGCAUGCCGGAUGUCUUGGAGGAGCUCUCUGGCCCAGAUCCUCACGGGAUUGAAGCGAAGAGGAAGAAAAAGAAGCCUGGCUACAUGGACUAUUUCGGCAUGGCCCCAGCAACAGCUGGCCCCAUGACCCACCUGGAAGACGAGAACUACCCGUACACCUUGGAGCACAUCACGUUGCCGCCGGCCUUCGAGGACUAUAGCCUGCUCCCCGACUUCUCUUCUUAUGCCAGCCCCAGCUUGAGCGACGUUCUGCUGCCCGGCGCCAUGGACCUCCCUGAUGAGGCAGACCACGAGUUGCUCCUAGACUCUUACGCCCUCCACCCCGGCCUCUCUGCCCCUCUCCCGCUCUCUGGGGAGAGCGAGCCGGAAGGCGUGGCCAGCCUGGUAGGAAGUAGCCUGUUUCCCAGCCAGUAUAAAGAGGCCGAAGCCAAGGCGGAAAUGGAGGCCAAGCUGACGGCAGCAGGCACUUUGGGGAACUUGUGAAGGAUCGUGGCCCGCCGAAGCCUCUCCCGGAAGAGGCCUAACGCUCCAUUUUGAACCGUACUGACCAUGGUGAGCUGCUCGGUAGAGAGACCGGGGAAUGCAUUCCCUGCUGGGAAUCCGAAGGGAAGAAUUUUGCUGUGAUCUGUCUGAGGGACCCUUGUCUCUGUGCGGACGCAGGCAAAACGCAAACCAGAAGGAAAAAAUUGCACUACUAGUGAAGUGGGAGAGGAAAGGCAUUACCUGUAAAGGUCAGACCAGGACGGCCUGAAUUUGCUCUCCCGGGAUGUCGUCUUCGAUUUUCUCUAUCUGUAGAAUGGGCCAGUGAUACUGCCUUAACAAAGCUGAUUGGGAUGCUGGGCAAAAUGUUGACCUUGUAGGAGGAGGCAAGAUUUCUUCCUCCUGGUCCCACCCACACGUUUAGUCCUCCCCCUGACCUUGCUGCAAGAGCAAUCGUGGUCCUGUGAUCUCCAACUCCUUCUGCUCCAGUCUCGUCACUGAGAUUUUCCCUCCUUUUAUUUUACACCAUGGAGUAUUUUAACUUCGUGGAGGUCCAAGGCCGACAAUGCCAUCUCAGCAAACUGCUCGUCUCUUUAGGUUGGUCACCUCCACUCUUUUUGACGCCCAGUGCCUCUUUCCGAAUCUUCACAUUGGAGAUCUUUUAAAAAUGACUGAAGUUUUUAACGUACAAUGAAUUGCUUUUGUAUUCUGG